AUGGCAGCCACCGUUCUCUUCCCACCGGCGCAGUGCCACCGCGCUACCGCGACGACGAGCGGGCAGGGCGCCCCCUCGCAUUGCGCACUGCUGCCCCCUCGGCAUCGGCGCCGGGGAUCGGUGACGGCGGCUGCGGCCGUGCCUCCCGAGCAGGCGCCAGCGGCAGCGGCGGCUGUGUAUGGGACUGCUGGCGACGUCAAGGCGGCGCUGUACGGAGCGCUGGAAGGCGCCAACCGAGGGAUAUUCGGGAUGACGUCCGCCAAGCGGUCGGAGAUCCAUGGCCUGGUGGAGCUGCUCGAGUCCAGCAACCCCACUCCGGAGCCCACCGCCAAGCUGCAGGACAAGGUGGAUGGAUGCUGGAAGCUCAUCUACACUACCAUCUCAAUACUGGGGAAGAAGAGAACCAAGUUAGGACUGCGAGAUUUCAUCAGCUUAGGGGACUUCCUCCAGAUAAUUGACGUCAAAGAGGAAAAGGCGGCAAAUGUGAUAGAGUUCAGCGCGAGAGCAUUCAAGAUAUUUUCGGGGAAGCUCACCAUCGAAGCUUCGUACACUGUUGCUAGCCAAACAAGGGUGGAUAUCAAGCUGCAGAGUUCAACUAUCACUCCUGAGCAGCUGAUGAACAUAUUUCAGAAGAACUACGACAUGCUCCUGGACAUAUUCAAUCCAGAGGGUUGGCUGGAGAUAACGUAUCCUUAA
Miscanthus lutarioriparius is the source of this 696-nucleotide messenger RNA. The record is from the annotation of a GenBank genome assembly. NCBI's taxonomy places the organism in Eukaryota, Viridiplantae, Streptophyta, Magnoliopsida, Poales, Poaceae.